Messenger RNA from Papilio machaon (common yellow swallowtail), 2180 nucleotides. It is a transcript of the gene cue, whose product is annotated as protein cueball. The transcript is spliced from 7 exons. The record is from RefSeq and is a predicted model, not a curated record. Bases 158 to 1870 code for a protein of 570 amino acids. Lineage: Eukaryota; Metazoa; Arthropoda; Insecta; Lepidoptera; Papilionidae.
ACAGUUUCACUCGACUUUACUUAGUUUCGGUCUGACACGCGGCCGGUGUGGAUGUUAACUACGUGCGCCCUCUGUCCGUCAUUGGGCUGAAACUCGUACAAAUAUUAUUCGAUCCAAAGUGCAUUUAGACAGACAUAUUCAAAAUUAAUGAAAUAAAAUGUUGAAAACACUGUGCUUGUUGGCUUAUGUUAUAGUUUCCAUCAGCUUCGUUCAAGCAUGGGACGUCGCUAUUACGGCUGGGGACCAAAUUGAAUUUUAUACUAACCAGACAAAAAUAAGCAAUGAAGGGGUUAGAUUUCGGGAGCUAACUGCGCUCGCUUACGAUGCGGUUCACAACAUGUUGCUGUUCGUGGACACACAGAACGACAACGCAUCUAUAUUCAGCUAUGAUAUAACAAAGAAGGAAUACAAACCUUUAGUUAGAAGGAGAUCGUAUGAAAAUAUCCAAGGGUUGGCUUUCGAUCCUGUAACUAGGAAGUUGUUCUGGACGGAUACUAAUGAAAAAAGUAUAUACUGGAAGUCUUUGAAGCCUGGCUCAAAGAAUGAUACGUACGGGAAUCUGCUCAUCAAAAUGGAUGACGAGGUACCGAGAGCAAUUGCUGUGGAUAGCUGCAGAGGGUAUAUUUAUUGGACGAACAUAAACAUAACCAAACCAACGAUUGAACGUGCUCGUUUAGAUGGUUCAGAGAGAACCGUCAUCCUAAAUUCCACAAACAUCUAUAAAGUUGUUAGUAUAGCUAUAGAUCAAAAUACGAAAAAACUUUACUGGAUCGACGAUAAAGAGGGAAUACAUUACUCCAUCGAGAGCUCCGAUUUGGAUGGUAAAAACCAAAAGAAAUUAUUGGCAGGCACGAAUCAUAUGCCGAAUACAAUAACUGUGUCAAAAGAUUACCUCUACUGGGUGGAUUUAGGUUACAGAUCUGUAUGGAAAUUGCCUAAAAACCCCUCCCCUAAUGAAGAACCAGAAGAUAUUAUAAAUUUCUCGAAUGUACCUCCGUUUGGGAUCGUUGCGAAUUAUAAAAUAACGGAUCAGAUCGUUGGGGUCUCGGAAUGCGACGAAUUGUCUUCGAUAGCUGAGAAUAAGACUGUUGUCAAUGAUAUUUUCACGAUACCGAGCGAUGUGGGUCUAUUCUGUUUGCACGGGGUGAAGGUAGAGGGGGUCGCUACAUGCAAAUGUUCGACGGGGUACAUUGGGGAACGAUGUGAGAUCUCAGUGUGCCACAACUUCUGUCUGCAAGGCGAUUGCAGCGCCACUACUAAUGGAGAACCUGUAUGCAAAUGUAAAACUGGCUACACAGGCGCUAGAUGCGAUGUUAACAUCUGUGAAGGACAUUGUUUGAAUUACGGAACAUGUUCCGUUGGUAUAGACCAGAAGCCGACGUGUAAAUGUUCCGUAGACUUUGAAGGGGAUCGAUGUGAAAUUGUAAAAGCUAUUCCUGUAACAAUUACGACAAUACCCAUGGAAAAUUGCAAUGCUUUAUUAUCAACAUCAGAUACUGCUAACAGUGACGUGUACGUAGAAGCAUGUAACAGUUGGGAUCCCAUCAGAGAUCCUGUCAUCAUAGUACUUGGCACUAUAGCUGGGUUGCUGUUUGUGGCUUGCGCAGUACUCGUUAUGAAAGUGUUGAGAUUGAGGAAGAGGCCGAGAAUCAAGAGGCGCAUAAUUGUAAACAAGAAUGUGACCCCGCUGACAGCGCGGCCCGACCAAUGCGAGAUCACCAUUGAAAACUGUUGUAACAUGAACAUCUGCGAAACACCAUGUUUCGAACCACGCAACACAAUAAGACCAAACCUACUCAACGGUAAGCCUGGCAAAGAAGAGAAGAGAAACCUAAUAGCCAAUAUGGAAAAUCCUGACGAUCCAUAUUAAUUUUCAUAUCAAAAUUUAAUUUGCCGAACUAGUAAACGUUUUGGUAUUGAGUCCAAAGGUAAAAAAUAUUGUGAUAUUUACUGUUAGACGACAGCUACUGUAUUUAAGAUUAUGUCUGAGGUAAAAGGGCUGUGGAUUGAAAUGUGUUUGAAUAUCUGAGGUCGGGUAAUUUAUUAAAAUAGCGUUCGCGCCAAAGCUUUCUUACACAAUAAUAGACUUUUAGGUUAUAGAUUAAAAAAAUGGCUUUUGCUAAGAUUUUCUACCAAAAAAUUAUCUAUAGUUUAAGCCGAUACAAUGUUUUUGAAUGUAA